Molecule: messenger RNA, 4011 nt
Organism: Diospyros lotus (date-plum)
Lineage: Eukaryota; Viridiplantae; Streptophyta; Magnoliopsida; Ericales; Ebenaceae
Product: cellulose synthase-like protein D3
Exons: 4
Coding region: 373-3792 (1139 amino acids)
Biological process (GO): cellulose biosynthetic process; plant-type primary cell wall biogenesis
Cellular component (GO): trans-Golgi network; plasma membrane
Molecular function (GO): mannan synthase activity; cellulose synthase (UDP-forming) activity
Source: RefSeq, a predicted model, not a curated record
AUGGUCUUGAAAGCUAUCGACAGCUGUUGGUUUAUUUACUUUUCUGGGUUGAAUGUUUCUUGCCCUCUCCUGGAAGCCGAUCCAUUCUUUUUUCUAUUAUUUAAUUUACUACUACUAGUCUACUAGGAAUUGGAAAACGAGUGACAAGUAUGUACUUGUCCUACUGUGUGUAUAUAUAUGUACAGGAAGAGGGGUCUCACAUCUGUUCAACAACAUUUUUUCCUGGGUUUCUGUCUCUGUUCCGCGUUUGGCAAAAGAUGGGUUCUGAAAAUCAUGUUUGAUGAUUCAAAAGUCCAUUUGUUUUUUCAUCUCCAGAUUGUUGGUACUUUCUGAACGGGAUAUAGAUCGUCGUCUACUACAAAUUUAUAUAGUAUGGCUUCGAGAUCAUCCAAAGCUUCGGAAUCACAACAGGGAAAGGCAGUUCCUAUGACGGUGACGUUCGCGAGGAGGACUUCAUCAGGCCGAUAUGUCAACUACUCGAGGGAGUCGAAUGAUCUGGAUAGUGAGAUUGGCAGUGGGGAGUUCAUGAACUACACUGUGCAAAUACCACCAACACCGGAUAACCAACCGAUGGAUUCAUCGGUCUCUCAGAGAGUUGAAGAGCAGUAUGUAUCAAAUUCGUUGUUUACCGGCGGAUUUAACAGUGUUACUCGCGCUCAUUUGAUGGAUAAGGUAAUAGAGUCUGAAACAAGCCAUCCUCAGAUGGCUGGUGCAAAAGGAUCUUCGUGUGCAAUACCUGGUUGCGAUGGAAAAGUGAUGAGCGAUGAGCGGGGAGAAGACAUCCUACCAUGUGAAUGUGAUUUUAAGAUAUGCAGGGAUUGUUAUGUCGAUGCUGUGAAAAGUGGAGAUGGGAUGUGUCCGGGAUGUAAAGAGCCAUACAGGGCCACAGAUUUGGAUCAGAAGGUUGUGGAUAACAGCCGGACGCUGCCACUGCCACUGCCAUCAAAUGUGGGGAUGUCGAAAAUGGAGAGGAGGUUGUCAUUGAUGAAAUCGGCAAAAUCAGGGAUGCUGACAAAGAGUCAGACGGGGGAGUUUGAUCAUAACCGAUGGCUGUUCGAGACCAAGGGAACUUACGGAUAUGGCAAUGCUAUUUGGCCCGAGGAGGGGGGAUUGGGGAAUGAGAAAACUGAUGGGGUUGGGGAACCUUCACAACUUCUUAGUAAGCCCUGGAGGCCCCUCACUCGUAAACUGAAGAUACCUGCCGCAGUUUUGAGCCCAUAUCGACUCCUAAUCUUUGUCCGGAUUGCUGCUCUGUCAUUAUUUCUUGCGUGGAGGCUCCGACACCAAAAUGAUGAUGCACCUUGGCUGUGGUUUAUGUCGGUUGUUUGCGAGGUUUGGUUUGCAUUCUCCUGGUUACUUGAUCAGCUGCCAAAGUUCUGCCCUGUGAAUCGCGCCACGGAUCUUAAUGUUUUGAAAGACAAGUUUGAGACAUCCGGUCCCCACAACCCUACCGGAAAAUCUGAUCUUCCAGGAAUAGAUGUCUUCGUUUCUACUGCAGACCCAGAGAAAGAACCGCCCCUUGUCACUGCCAACACCAUCCUAUCCAUUCUGGCUGCUGAUUAUCCCGUUGAAAAGCUUUCUUGUUAUGUUUCUGAUGAUGGUGGUGCGCUUCUAACAUUUGAGGCCAUGGCAGAAGCUGCAAGUUUUGCAAACUUAUGGGUCCCAUUUUGCCGGAAACAUGAUAUCGAGCCAAGGAACCCGGAAACUUACUUCAAUCUGAAGAGAGAUCCUUAUAAGAAUAAGGUGCGACAGGACUUUGUCAAGGAUCGUAGACGGGUGAAGCGCGAGUAUGAUGAGUUCAAGGUUCGGAUUAACGGCCUUCCUGAUUCAAUCCGGCGGCGCUCUGAUGCCUUUAAUGCUCGAGAAGAAAUCAAGGCUAUGAAACUUCAGCGAGAGAAUGCCGGCGAUGAACCGGUGGAAAAUAUAAAGAUCCCCAAGGCUACCUGGAUGGCUGAUGGAACCCAUUGGCCUGGUACUUGGAUGGUUCCUUCUGCUGAGCACACUAGGGGUGAUCAUGCAGGAAUUAUUCAGGUGAUGUUGAAACCCCCAAGUGAUGAGCCAUUACAUGGGGCAGCUGUUGAUUCUAAUCCUAUUGAUCUGACGGAAGUUGACAUUCGGCUUCCCCUGUUGGUUUACGUUUCUCGUGAAAAGCGUCCUGGGUAUGAUCACAACAAGAAGGCUGGUGCCAUGAAUGCUUUGGUUCGAGCCUCAGCCAUCAUGUCCAAUGGACCCUUCAUUCUGAACCUUGACUGCGAUCACUACGUCUACAACUCCCAAGCACUGAGGGAAGGUAUGUGUUUUAUGAUGGACCGUGGUGGUGAUCGUAUUUGCUACGUCCAGUUUCCUCAGAGGUUCGAAGGAAUCGACCCAUCGGAUCGCUAUGCCAAUCAUAACACGGUCUUCUUUGACGUUAACAUGCGAGCCCUUGACGGGCUUCAGGGUCCAGUCUAUGUUGGAACAGGAUGCCUCUUUCGCAGGAUUGCUUUGUAUGGUUUUGACCCUCCUCGAUCAAAAGACUAUCACUCUGCUGGCUGCUGCAGCUGUUGCUUUGCUCGUCGUAAGAAAUCUUCUACUGUUGCUUCUGCUCCCGAGGAGAAUAGGGCACUUCAAAUGGGAGAUUCUGAUGAAGAGGAAAUGAACCUCUCCUCCUUCCCCAAGAAGUUCGGUAACUCCUCAUUUUUGGUGGACUCAAUUCCAGUGGCUGAAUUCCAAGGCCGGCCCCUGGCUGAUCACCCUGCCGUGAGGAACGGACGACCUCCGGGAGCUCUUACUAUUCCUCGAGAUCUCCUCGACGCAUCCACGGUGGCUGAAGCAAUUAGUGUCAUCUCAUGUUGGUAUGAAGAUAAAACCGAAUGGGGGACUCGGGUUGGCUGGAUUUAUGGAUCCGUGACUGAGGAUGUGGUCACAGGUUAUAGGAUGCACAACCGGGGAUGGAGAUCGGUUUACUGCGUCACCAAGAGGGAUGCUUUCCGAGGGACUGCUCCAAUCAACCUGACUGAUCGUCUUCACCAGGUCCUCCGGUGGGCGACUGGCUCUGUCGAGAUAUUCUUCUCGCGCAACAAUGCUCUCCUGGCCAGCCCUAAGAUGAAGUUGCUGCAGAGAAUCGCUUACCUCAAUGUUGGCAUCUACCCAUUCACCUCUAUUUUUCUCAUAGUCUAUUGCUUCCUACCAGCUCUUUCCCUGUUCUCUGGCCAGUUCAUCGUCCAGUCCCUCAAUGUCGCCUUCUUGACCUACCUUCUGCUCAUCACCUUGACGCUCUGCAUGCUCGCCGUGCUCGAGAUCAAGUGGUCUGGCAUUGCCCUCGAAGAGUGGUGGCGAAACGAGCAGUUCUGGUUAAUUGGAGGCACAAGUGCUCACCUUGCAGCCGUGCUGCAAGGCCUACUGAAGGUAAUUGCUGGCAUCGAGAUCUCCUUCACGCUGACAUCCAAGUCGGCUGGUGACGAUGCGGAUGACGAGUACGCCGACCUGUACAUCAUCAAAUGGACGUCCCUGAUGAUCCCGCCAAUCACAAUCAUGAUGGUCAACUUGAUCGCAAUCGCGGUAGGGGUCAGCCGAACCAUAUACAGCACCAUUCCACAAUGGAGCCGGCUGCUCGGAGGGGUCUUCUUCAGCUUCUGGGUGCUGGCUCAUCUGUACCCAUUCGCGAAAGGGCUGAUGGGAAGGCGUGGCCGGACGCCCACAAUCGUGUUCGUGUGGUCAGGCCUUCUGGCUAUCACCAUCUCCCUUCUGUGGGUGGCCAUCAAUCCUCCAUCGGGGAGUUCAGAAAUUGGUGGAUCCUUCCAGUUCCCCUGAGUAAUUUUGGCUUCUUCUUCUUCUUCACCUAAAUCUCUCGGUUUCUAGUUCAGAGGUUGCUGUUUUUUCUGCAGCAGGUUGCUUGUAAGAGAGAUGGGCAAAGAGCCUUGAGAAGAAGAUACACACAACAUCACAGUUAUUCCUUGAUUCUUAUAGUAACCACCUUCACAUGACAAAUAAAUUCUUUGUAUAGUGUAUUAUAAUAGUCUUUUAAUUUGA